GGCAGUUUGCUCUUUGGAUGUUUGCCGAGCGGAAAGUCACAAAAUUGCUUUUUGGAUCCGAGUAAAAGCCAAUCAAUCUUUCCUGCUGCCUUUUCCUUGAUUCUUUCAAGAUGAUGAUAUCUCCUUCUGCUUGUCGCAUGGGCCUGGUUACGACCUCCCGUCGUAAGAUUGGAACAGUCCUCACCGGCAGUUCCACUUUGGGUGGUCGUCGCGCUUUCCUUACUGCUUCUUCCAAGUCAUCGUCGUUGGUGGAUGCUUCUGUUGUUGCUCCCGAGACGAAGUCUCUUUGGACUCCUCGUUCGCCGAUUUUUCGUCGUCGUUGGAAGUCGUCUCGUGCCGCCGCUGUCUAUGACACAGACUCGGAUGACCAGGACGAUUUGGAAGUUCGCACCAAAGGAUUGGCGGCGGCUGCCCAGCUUCGGGCCACCUCUGCUUCUUCUGCCGAGUUGUCCCAUGAAGAGGCCUGGAUGAUCAACCUUGGUCGUGGAGACGACAAUGAGUGGUUGACCGGGCCUCGUGAGGAUGAGUGGUUUACGGGUAUUCAUCCCCGUGAUUGUCCUGGCGUCGACGCCAAGGGCAAAAUCCGCUCUCUUCCUCUCCCCAAUUUGAGUUGUGUGACGCGCCAUGCCGCCAAGGAAUAUUUCGACAACAGCUGGACUUUGUAUGAAACCCUCUUUGCGGGGCUCAAUGGCGAGGAGUACUUUUACCGUCCUCCUGUCCAUGGAUUGCGCCAUCCUCAAAUUUUUUACUACGGCCAUACGGCCUGUUUGUAUGUCAACAAACUUCGGGUCAGUGGAGUUUUGGACAAACCUGUCAAUCCCUAUUUUGAAUCCAUUUUUGAGGUUGGUGUGGAUGAAAUGCUAUGGGAUGACAUGCAUAAGAAUGACAUGUUGUGGCCUAUUGUGUCGGAAGUUCAUGAAUACAAGAAAAAAGUCUACGAAACUGUAGUCGAUGCCAUUAUGAAUCAUCCUAGUUUGGAACCUGCUGCAGGCGAGGAAGGUGUUAAAGUGGACCAAUCCCAUCCCAUGUGGGCCCUCUUUUUGGGAUUCGAACAUGAACGGAUCCAUUUCGAAACCAGCUCGGUGCUCUUUCGCGAGGCACCCUACCAUCUGGUUCAAACACCCACAAACUGGCCACCAAUGCAUCCUUCGGCUACCGAACAAAAGAGCUAUCCUCCCGUCACGUCCAACCCCGUGGAAGGGAAGGACUACCCACCCAAUAAAAUGAUCCCGGUCAACCAGGGGGCUGUUGAUCUGGGCAAACCCGCUGAUUUUCCCAGUUUUGGCUGGGACAAUGAGUACGGCGAACGAAAUGUUUCAGUUCCUCCAUUCCAAGCGAGUGAACACAUGAUCACCAAUGGAGAGUACUACCAAUUCGUCCAAGAAGGGGGAUAUCGCAAUCGCCAAUACUGGUGUGAAGAUAGCUGGCACUGGAGGACACAUCGCAACAUGAAGUGGCCCUUCUUUUGGGAACCCGCCGGUCCUGCUGGGACUAAUGAAUUCAAUCUUCGUACCAUUUUUGACAUUGUUAGCAUGCCAUGGGACUGGCCUGUGGAUGUUAACUAUUACGAGGCCCAAGCUUACUGCCGGUGGAAGACUGAGAAGGAUGGAUCGCCAACUUCUCGCCCCUACCGCAUCCUCACUGAGGCCGAGCACCACUUGAUUCGUCACCGUGACCAUGGUCUCGAGGCUGCUCGCAAGGACGCGGGCGCUGACAAGGUGAUGGUCACAUCCGGCAAAGAUUUUGCCAAGGGAGAGACAGCCACAAACCUAAACUUGGCUUACUCGUCUCAGAACCCCGUGGAUUUUUUCCCUCCUUCCCAAACUGGACACCGUGAUACCACAGGAAGUGCCUGGGAAUGGACCGAGGACCACUUCAACCCUUUGAAGGGAUUCGAAGUUCAUCAUGUCUACGACGAUUUCUCGACCCCUUGCUUCGAUGGAAAGCAUUCCAUGAUUGUGGGCGGAUCCUUCAUGAGCACUGGCGACGAGGCGUCUACCUUUGCCAGGUUUCACUUCCGUCCUCACUUUUUGCAACACUCGGGAUUCCGUCUGGUGGCUUCGGACGACCCCGCCCCUGCCACACACUUGUUCGCAGGAAACUUUGGUGGUCAGGUAGCAGCAGCCGCCGCAGCAACUCAGCAGCCACCCUCGGAACAGCAAGAUUCUGACAAUGUCUAUGAGACGGAUACCAGCUUGCACAUGUACCUUGGUUUGCACUAUCCCAAGUCUGGUGAAGCGGAAGGCGUUGCGCCUAUCCUUCCCCACAGUGGUGCUCCCAGUCACGGACUCUUCUUUCCCCAACGUGUUGCCAGGCUUUUAAAGUCCCUGGAACCAGAGCGCAGCAACAAUAGUGCUUUGGAUAUUGGCUGUGCCGUUGGAGGUGCUUCCUUUGAGUUGGCCAAGACCUUUGAUCGCGUCGAUGCUUUUGACUUUAGCGAGUCUUUUGUCAAUGGCGCCAAGCGCAUGCAGAAUAUUGCCCAGGAAGACAUUGCAUUCAAUGUUCCCGUGGAGGCCGAGUUGUUUGAACAAGUCAAGGCAGUUCAUGAUGAUGGUGUCACUCCGGAUGUCCUGUCCAAGGUCAACUUUUUCGCUGGCGAUGCGCAAAGGAUUGCCGAAAUGAACGCCACAGGGCAGAUUGCCACGUAUGAUGGUGUUGUCAUGUCCAAUCUCCUCUGCCGCCUGCCUGAUCCCAUGGCUUGCAUCGAUGGAUUGCCUUGCAUUGUCAACAAGGGCGGCGUUGUUGUCAUGGUGACUCCAUUCAGCUGGUUGCUUGAAUUCACUCCCCGCUCCAAGUGGCUUGGUGGCUUUUACGAUCCUGUCUCGAAGGACCCCAUCUACUCCAAGGACGUGCUCCAGGAGAUGAUGGAAGAUCGCGGUUUUGAGAAGAUCCACGAGGAGGAGAUGCCCUUGGUCAUUCGUGAACAUCAGAGGAAGUAUCAGUACAUUGUCAGCGAAGCUACCGGUUGGCGCAAGAAGGAGUAAAUAUCAUCAUCUGUCCUCGUUGUAAUCAGUUUUCUGCAUGGUUGUAGCAGUGUCUCAAGGAAGUGGUGCAAGCGAGCGGUCGAAGGGUUCUGUUAAAAGAGAGGCAUCGGAUGCGAAUGGAUGCAGCACAUUACACCUCUAGCAACUUAAAAUCGCAAUAGCGCUUUGUCUCAACUUCGCCACCUGUAGAGAUGCCAUGAUCGUUGUCACUCAGCUCCGCUUGGAGCCAGUGAAAUUAUGCAGAAAGAAUGAGAUCUGUUGUGGCUUCUCCUAGUGGAUCUUUCGCUUCCGCAAAAUGGUCGGCCCUCGCGCGGUUAUACGUUUGUAGCAGUGUCCUCGUGGUGCAGCGAGCGGUCGAGGUUUGUCCUUUUAUUUUAAGAUGUGCGUGGGAUUUCAAUAGAAACCAUGCAUUGCUUUCUCCCUCUACUCUUUUAUGGCAAUGUCACAUGAGAGCAGUCACUAAAAAAUAGGUCGCACCCAAUAUUGGUCGAUUGGUUUUUAGCUGGAACCCAAAUCGAAACCUAUUCAGUCACUAACUCAUUUCGGUCGAGGUUUAGGUUGCGACCGAAAUCGACCGGUCGUUCCACUGGUCGAUUCAAGGUCACUUUGCGACCAGUGGAUCGACCAGGUCGCUGUUUUGGUUGUAGCCACAUCAACACACAAAAGCCUCAUCAACAGGCAUAGCAACAGGCAUAGCAACAGGCAUAG
Messenger RNA from Seminavis robusta, 3692 nucleotides. The record is from the annotation of a GenBank genome assembly. Lineage: Eukaryota; Bacillariophyta; Bacillariophyceae; Naviculales; Naviculaceae.